Messenger RNA from Exophiala spinifera, 339 nucleotides. RefSeq names its product 60S acidic ribosomal protein P1. Bases 1 to 339 code for a protein of 112 amino acids. Gene Ontology annotation, molecular function: ribonucleoprotein complex binding; structural constituent of ribosome; protein kinase activator activity. NCBI's taxonomy places the organism in Eukaryota, Fungi, Ascomycota, Eurotiomycetes, Chaetothyriales, Herpotrichiellaceae. Gene Ontology annotation, cellular component: cytosolic large ribosomal subunit; ribosome. The record is from RefSeq and is a predicted model, not a curated record. Gene Ontology annotation, biological process: cytoplasmic translation; translational elongation. The transcript is spliced from 3 exons.
AUGUCUACCGCCGAACUCGCCAGCGCUUACGCCGCUCUCAUCCUUGCCGACGAGGGCAUCGAGAUCACUGCCGACAAGUUGAACACCCUCAUCAAGGCCGCCAACGUCCCUGACGUCGAGCCCAUCUGGGCCAGCCUUUUCGCAAAGGCUCUCGAGGGCAAGGACGUCAAGGAACUGCUCACCAACGUCGGUUCAGGCGGUGGUGCCGCUGCUGCCGCACCUGCUGCUGGUGGCGCUGCCGCUGGCGGUGCCGCCGAGGCCGACGCUCCUGCCGAGGAAGCCAAGGAAGAGGAGAAGGAAGAAUCCGACGAGGACAUGGGCUUCGGUCUCUUCGACUAA